GCCCCAAGCCCCCUGCAGCCCGCGCCAUCCCGGGGGCGCACGGCGGAGCGCGGCGGCCGCAGCCUGGAGCCCGCGGGGCUGGGGACCCCCCCGGUGCGCCCCGUCCCGUCCCCCGGUGCGGGGAUGCUGCGGCAGCGCUGCGGGCGGCUGCUGGCCCAGCUGGAGCGGGCGCUGCAGCUGCUGGAGCUGGGCGGCAGCCUGGAGGAAGACUACAUCCGCAUCGCACGGUGCUUCGAGGCGACGCGCCAGAAAUGCUGCCGGCUGGAGCAGGACGGGCGGCGAGCCCGCGAGCAGCUGGCCCGCGCCGAGGCCGAGCGGGCGGCGCUGGAGGUGAAGCUCAAGCACGCCCGCAACCAGGUGGAGGUGGAGAUGAAGAAGCGGCACCGAGCGGAGGCUGAGCUGGAGAAGCAGGAGCGCAGACUGCAGCUGGUCUUCGAGUGGCUGAAGCGGGAGCCGUGGGGAAACGGGGAGCAGCGCUCUGUCCUCAGCGCCCUGGCCGGCCGGCGCCUCGGGGCGGCCCUGGCAGCGGGCAGGAGGUCAUCCGCGGUGGACGACUCGUGCCAGUCUCUCCUGUCCCAGUCGGACAUCAGCUACGACCGCACCGAGGACGACGUGGACGUCGACAUGACGGUGGUGCGGGCCCUGAAGCGCAAAGCCCAGGAGAGGCAGCGUGUGUCCCUGGCCCCGCAGAUCGGCCCCGUGGUGGUGGCAAAGCGACACCGCUCCUCUGUGGCACCCCCGAGCACUCAGGUGACCGUCCCCCCUGUGCCCCCUCCUGCUGAGGUCCCGGAGCCUGCUGGCAGCCUCCCGCCCGCCGUGCUGGUGCCACCCCGCCGCUCUCGCCAGGGACACCGCGUCUCCACGCGUGCAGAGCUGACCACAGUGUGGGGUGCCAGUGAGGAUUCGGGUGGCCGUACCCCGGGGCAGGACGGCCACACCAGGGACAGCUCUGCAGGGCAGCCAGCGCCAGCCCCCUUCGCCUCCCCUCCACCGAGCCUCCCGCAGCCCCAGCACCAGUUCACCUCCAAAACGGUCAUCCGCCCCGAGCCGUGCGGUGCCUGCGGCUCCCGCCUCCGUUUCGGGAAGGCCGCCCUCAAGUGCCGCCAGUGCCAGCUGCUGCUGCACGCCAAGUGCCGCCCGCGCUGCCCCGGGCCCUGCGCGCCCCGGCCUCGCCAGCACGCCUGGCCCCGCGAGGGUGUCCUGGCCGACUUCGCGCCCCCGACGCCUCCGCUGGUGCCCGCGCUGGUGGUGCACUGUGUGACCGAGGUGGAGACACGGGGCUUGGCCGAGGCAGGGCUGUACCGGGUGCCGGGCGCCGAGCCGCUGGUGCGGGAGUGGAAGCAGAGGCUGCUGCGUGCCGGCAGCGCGCUGCCUGCCCUGGGCGCCGUGGCCGACAUCCACGUGGUGUGCGGGGUGCUCAAGGACUUCCUGCGGGGCCUCAAGGAGCCGCUGGUCACCUUCAGCCUGCACCCGGCCUUCCUGCGGGCCGCCGACAUCCCCGAUGAGACCGCCUGCAGCACGGCCCUGCAGCAUGUGGUGGGCAAGCUGCCCCCGGCCAACAGGGACACGCUGGCCUUCCUCAUGCUGCACCUGCUCAGGGUGUCGCGCAGCCCCGACUGCAAGAUGGAUGUCCUCAACCUGUCCCGCGUCUUCGGCCCCACGCUGGUGGGGCACAGCUCGGCCAACCCCACGCCGCUCACCAUCAUGGAGGACACGCCGCGGCAGAGCAAGGUGGUGGCUCAGCUCCUCGCCCUGCCGCCCGACUUCUGGAGAGGCUUCGUGGGGACGGAGCAGGAGAACCUGGUGCCGACGCCUGCCAGCGCCCCGGACCCAGGGGGUGAACGCGAGCCCCUCUGCCGCCCCGUCGCCUCCCCGGAGCCCCACGCGGGGCAGCUGAGCCCCCCCGGGACCUGCUGCCUCCCCAGCGCCCUGCGGAGCUGCGUGGGCACGGCCGCACGGCCCCCGAAGGUGGGAAGGUUCUUCCCCUCCCCGGUGUAGCUGUGCUCCCCGGGGACGGAGCUGGCAGCGAGGAGGAGGACGAGGAGGAGGAGGGAAGCCUGUGGCAGCGAGCAGCGUGGGACGGCGGUGCUGAGCUCGGGGCUCACGGGCUGGUCUGUGUUAAAUGUUUGUAUUAAAUGCUUGUGUUAAAUGUUUGCAGCAAAACCA
Messenger RNA from Oxyura jamaicensis (ruddy duck), 2166 nucleotides. RefSeq names its product rac GTPase-activating protein 1-like. NCBI's taxonomy places the organism in Eukaryota, Metazoa, Chordata, Aves, Anseriformes, Anatidae. Bases 124 to 1998 code for a protein of 624 amino acids. Gene Ontology annotation, biological process: signal transduction. The record is from RefSeq and is a predicted model, not a curated record. The transcript has 16 exons.